UUUUAUAGCAAUAUUCUGUACUCACAUACCAUCGCUAUUCAACAGUUGGGCCACACAUUAGUGACAAACGCGUUGGAGUUAUUUGUAAUUAUAAUUAUACUAUCAGUCCAUCGAUUAGUAGACCAACUAUUAGGAUGUCUUCGUCGGCCGAUAGGCCACGGGUCCGGUCGUCGACGUUCGGCUCCCUUCAGACGCUGACCCGAGCGCUCCGGGAGUCGCUUCGUCUCCGGAAACUGCGGAAACAAAAGCGACUCCGAAAUGAGGCAAACAGUGAACAAAUGCGGCGAAGAAGCAAAUCCGUGGGCAAUGCCUUCGUCGACGACGAGAUCAGUGAUAUAGGGAUCAGUGUAGUGAUGGCGUCAGACAUCGGUCCGGUGUUGAACCCGACGAAAGUGGUGCAGAAAAAGGCCCGAUUGCCGCAAACGAGGCGUCAGUCCAAGUCUGUGGACGACGUCGAG
Molecule: messenger RNA, 458 nt
Organism: Medioppia subpectinata
Lineage: Eukaryota; Metazoa; Arthropoda; Arachnida; Sarcoptiformes; Oppiidae
Source: the annotation of a GenBank genome assembly